Sorex araneus (European shrew) is the source of this 2612-nucleotide messenger RNA. RefSeq names its product beta-1,3-galactosyl-O-glycosyl-glycoprotein beta-1,6-N-acetylglucosaminyltransferase 7. Gene Ontology annotation, cellular component: membrane. The coding region runs from base 235 to 1506 and encodes 423 amino acids. The transcript has 3 exons. NCBI's taxonomy places the organism in Eukaryota, Metazoa, Chordata, Mammalia, Eulipotyphla, Soricidae. Gene Ontology annotation, molecular function: acetylglucosaminyltransferase activity. The record is from RefSeq and is a predicted model, not a curated record.
UCAUUUUCAGGCCCCGGUGGGAUCCAAGUUGCUGCCUGGUGUGUCCGGGGUCCCUGCGAGGCCACCAGGGUCACCCACGCGCUGGCGCAGGGCCACAGCCAGCGGCUGGGAUCGUGCGGGGGGAGGGGAGCCACGACUGGGACAGGCCACGCGCCCGCGUGUCCUCCCUGCCCCCGCGGGAGCCUCCAUCCCGUGCCGCCCUUGCAGGGACCUUGGAGGGGACCGUCUCCAGCCAUGAGCCAGCUGCGGGCCACCAAGAUGGGCCUGGCCGUGGGCACGGCCGUCUGCGUCUCCCUCUUCCUCUACCUACGGGCCCCCGAGGAGGCCGAGCGGGCGCCCCCGGCCCCCGACGUGGCCGACUGCGGCUUCUACCCCGACGAGCUGUGCGCGGCCCUGCUGGAGGGGAAGGCGGCGGCACCCCAGGUGGCGCGGUUCUGCCAGGGCCCGCCCGGGGCGGACGUGGCCGGGCACCUGUGGGGCUCGGGGAACUGCUCUCGGCUCGCGCGGGGGCUUCGCUUCAUCACGGCGGCCCUGUCGGCCGAGGAGGGCAACGCCUCCCUGGCCUACGUCAUUACGGCGCCACGCGAGCUGGCCGCGCUGGUGCGGCUGCUGCGGGCCGUGUACGCCCCACAGAACCUGUACUGCGUCCACGUGGGCGAGGAUGUGCCCGCCGAGCACCGGGCGGCCGUGCAGACCCUGGCCGGCUGCCUGGGCAACGUCUUCCUCUCGCCGGGCGGCGGGCGGGCGGCGCCCCCGGGCCUGGCGCGCCUGCAGGCCGAGCUGGGGUGCCUGCGCGCGCUGGCGGGCUCCAGGGUGGGCUGGAGCCACGCCCUCAACCUGUGUGCCGAGGACUUCCCGCUCCGGACCCACCGGGAGAUCACCCGCUACCUCCGCAGCCAGUGGGCCGACAGGAACAUCACGCCGGGGCCGCCCCCUGCCCAGAGCCACGAGGGCCAGGCCAGGGCGGCCCUGGGGGGCAGCGUCUACGUGACCCCCAACGUGGGCUUCUGGGCCGAGCCGCCCCCCAACCUGACCAUCUACUCCGGAAGCGCCAACUACGUGCUCACGAGGAAGUUCGUGGAGUUCGUGCUGACGGACCCCCGUGCCGGGGCCAUGCUGCAGUGGUCCAGGCACGUCCACAGCCCGGAACGCCACUACUGGGUGACGCUGAACCGCCUGAAAGAUGCUCCAGGCACGACGCCUGACGCUGGCUCGGGGGGGAACAUCCGAGCCAUGAAAUGGAAAGGCCAGGAGGGCCGUGGCCACGGCGGGUGCAAAGGCCGCUACGUCCAGGACAGCUGUGUGUACGGGCUGGGGGACCUGCCCUGGAUUGUCCAGUCACCUUCCCUGUUUGCCAGCAAGUUCGAGCCCUCGGAGGACCCCCUGGUGGUCACGUGCCUGGAGCGGUGGCUCAGGCGCCGCGUGCUGCGGGACGCCGAGGUGCCCCUGGAGCCCCACUGGGCCUUCCAGGCCCAGACUCACUUCAACUGGGACCUGAGCGGCUGAGCGGGCGGCCGGAGGCUGUCCUCGUGCCCCUUGGUGUCGCCUUCUUGGGGGCAUUUCACCCGGAGGAUGGGCACAGGAUCCCCGACACAGGCAUGUGCUCAAAUGCUCUUGGAAACGCUGGCACCGACUGGGCCACUUCCACGGCUGGAGUCUGAGAGGCGCCGGCAGCUGGCGAGCUGCUGCUGAGAUCAGGUUUCCACAGUACGCUCGGGUGCGAGCGAGAGGGAGAAUGGGCGAGCACUGGUCCCCUGAGCUUCUCAUUUCUUUCUGGGCGACACCCGGAGGUGCCGAGGCCUUACUCCUGACUCUGUGUUCAGGGCUCGGCUCCGAGGGCCACGGAUGGUGCCAGGGACGCAAGUCGGGUUGGUCAUGUGUAAGACAAAGGCCCGACGUGCUGUGCUAUCGCUCUAGUCCCCACCCGCGGGGGGAUUCACGGCGCCUCCCAGGGCCCGGAGCACUGCCAGGUGUGACCCCAAACCAAAAGGAGAAGGAAGGCAACGUGGAAGGCAGGACAGGGUAGGAGACGCAGCCCAAGCCGGGAGCCUGCGCUUUGCACGCGAGGCCCUGGCUGCGGCCCUAGUGAGACAUGCUUGAGACACACGGCAGACCCUCCCCCAAUAAACAUGAAGAUCACACUAACAUCCUUGCUUUGGUUUUUGGGGAGCCACACAAAUGGGCCAUGUGCGAGGCAGGCGCCCCACCCACUGUGCGCGCUCCAGCUCCCAGGGAAUAUCUUCAAAUUACUGGAAACGCAGCCUGGGUUGGUUUCAUUCCACUGUCCAUCCCUUCAGAUCACCCUAGGAAGUGUCUCCCUCCGUUCACAAAUCUGUCAGCUGACGUGUGGGCUGGAGCAUGGGGACAACGCCGGCCGCUCCCCGGGGACACGGAGGCACAGGCCAGCGGGCGGGCUGAAGGCUGGAGUGAGGCCACGCCGUGCCCUGGCCACUUCACCUGCACGAACAUGGACUCAGACGUGGCCAACCUCACACUGGCAGAAAUGAUUCCAUCAGAGCCUGGCUUCCCUCGGCUCCUCCUCCGUGCAACCCUCGGGCCUCAAGGGACCAGACUAACGCGCUGUCCCCGCCCUCCAGCAGGGGAGGCCCUGC